Messenger RNA from Colletotrichum graminicola M1.001, 2085 nucleotides. Its product is annotated as fungal specific transcription factor domain-containing protein. The record is from RefSeq and is a predicted model, not a curated record. The transcript has 3 exons. The coding region runs from base 1 to 2085 and encodes 694 amino acids. Gene Ontology annotation, molecular function: DNA-binding transcription factor activity, RNA polymerase II-specific; DNA binding; zinc ion binding. Gene Ontology annotation, cellular component: nucleus. Gene Ontology annotation, biological process: regulation of DNA-templated transcription; DNA-templated transcription. Lineage: Eukaryota; Fungi; Ascomycota; Sordariomycetes; Glomerellales; Glomerellaceae.
AUGUCUGCCAGCGUUGUGCGGUCUACCGCCCUUCGAGCCGGCGGCGCCUGCGUGCGCUGCCGCAAGGGCAAGACCAAGUGCGUCUACGAGAACGGUCGCGCUCCCUGCAAGAACUGUGCAAAGGGAAUGCACGAAUGCUAUCUGCCCUCCGAAUCCAUGGCUCAUCACCACGGCCAGUCCCCCGCCCGCCACACUGCCGCCCAUCGCCCUGCGCGCGAGAGCCUGCCUGCCUCUGUCCCGGCCGGCGAUGUUCGCGCCGCCAACCCGGCUUCCACCACCUCUCGUCACAUUCAGACUCCAGAGAAACUUACUCCGGAGCUGAUCCAGGAAUGCGAACGCGUCAUUUCCAAGACGUUCCCUGCUUGUGUCGCCUUCCACAAGCCGUCGUUCAUUCAGCAGCUCAAGAACGCCUCUCUUGACCCGGCCCUCAUUUAUGCGCUGCUCACCUGCGCUGCCAGGAGCUCCCCCACACUCAUCAGGCGCUAUGGUGGCCAGUCCGGCGCUACCGGCGCUGCCGAGCACUUCGCUGCCAAGGCUAUGGGCAUCAUCAAUCAGAACCUCGACACUCCCAGCCUUGCUGAGAUCCAGGCCAUCUGCUUGAUCAUCAUUCACGAGUGGGGCUCCCGCAAUGCUGUUCGCGCCUACAUCUACCUGGGCCAGGCUAGCCGCAUGGUCCAGAUGUAUCGUAUCCUCCACAGCCAUCAUGCUGCUGUCAGUGAUGCCGACCGCUUCCUGCAGGACGAGUCCUUCCGCCGCGUUCUCUGGCUGCUGUACAUCCUUGACUGCCUGCUCACCAGCACACCGGGCCGGCAGCCGGCUUUGUCUGUCAACGACACCUCUGAUGUCUCGCUGCCCUGCUCCGACAUGAACUUUGCAUUUGGCAAUGCUGUUUUUGUCCAGACCAUCAAUCUGACUGACCCGUCUCGUAUGCCUGCCGGCACCCGCACAGACGAGGUUGGUGAGUUUGGCCAGAUCGUCAUGGCUACACGCAUCUGGCGCGACGUGGUGCAGAUGCUGAUGACGACAACCACUGAGACCUUCAACGACAACGUCUGCUCCGGACUGAUGGGAGAGAUUGAGCGCCUCCGUGCCUCUCUGUCGAUGCAGUAUGUCGACAAGCCCGGCCAGAUCAACCUUCACAUCACCAUGGGGUCUGGCUUUACCUACGCCAUGCUCCACUGCAUGCUUCACUGCGCCUCCAUCUUCAUCAACCGCCGUCGUCUCUUGCAGUAUGUCACGGCCCCUGGUUUCAACCUCGAGAGCUGGCGCCUCACCCCCCAGUGCCAUGAGAUCAUUGACCGCCUCUUUACCUCGUGCCACAGCACUAUUGCAAUGUUGACGGCGCUCGAGGCCGGUUUCGACAAGGAGGGCAUCAUCUGCUUCCCCAUCUUCAUGCUCUUCUCUUCCUUCACGGCCAGCGCGACCGUCGCCUAUCUUUCUCUCAAGGGUCUCACCCCUCCCAACGCUGUUGAGACUGCCGGUCAUAUCGUGCGCGAUGGCCUUCACUUCAUGCAGGAUGGAGUCGACACCUGGCCGCUCAUCAGCUCGUGGCUCCGUCAUCUCGCUGUGAUGCAUAGAGUGCUGGGCAACGAUGCUGGCGCUUCCAGCCCCAGCGUUGGAGGCACGUCUGUGCCUCCCACCACGGCGCCAGCUGACCAGGCGUCGGUUAAGGACGAGGCCGCCUCUAACCCCGACACCAACCCGGAUGCCAUGGACUACGACCAGGCUUCCAACGCCACCGCCCCUCAGGGCCCUGUCCACAACCACACGGCGUCUGUGAGCGAGAGCGGACGUGACAGUGAGCCGCCUGCCCCUCUGCCUCGUCGUCCCGGUGUCACCACUAUCAACGGUGGCUCCGGUGGCGUCGGCACACCGGCCUCGACGAGCCCUCCCCCUCAGCCACAGGCCGAGGUCAAGCAGUCUACCGAAAUGCUGCCCCAGCCCCCCAUUGGCAACGGCGUUUCUUCAUCUGAGCCGGCGGCUGCCGUGCCCCAGGACAUGACGGCCAGCGAGUUGUGCUCUGCAUUCGAGCGACAGCUGCUCGAGCUGGAUGACCUUGCUGCAUUUAUGGGUGGUGGCGUUUGA